AUGGCCUCGAGCUCUAUGCAGGACUCUGGACCUUAUGCCACCAUGAGCUGUGCUGGAGCCACAUACCCAAGCCACCCUGUGAGUGACAUAAGAAUCGAUGCCAUUGGAUCCCAGAGCUUUCUGCUGCACUGGUCAUUCCUGUCUUUUCAUCCAGAAUCUUUUGGUUCUCACCUGUCCAAAUCCAGCAUGGGUGUCACUCAAGUUAAACAAGGAUCAGAUGUACUCCUCUGUGGCUAUGGACUCCUGAUGCUGAUCCUCACGUCCCCACUGAACUGGGUACAGUUCCUGGUGACCAGCAAUGGCCUCGAGCUCUAUGCAGGACUCUGGACCUUAUGCCACCAUGAGCUGUGCUGGAGCCACAUACCCAAGCCACCCUAUUAUAUCCAAUAUUCCAGGGCUUGCUUCAUCCUUUCCACCCUUCCCAUACUCAGAGGCCUUGGCUGGCUCUUUAGCUCUUGCUUUCCUGAAAGAGAAAACAUGAUCACCAACUUGGAUCUGAAGGUAUCCAUGCUCAGCUUCAUCUCAGCCACCUGCUUGUUCUUCAGCCUCUACCUGUUUCUGCAACAGGUUCAAUGGCAUGCUAGGUGCGCCAUGGAUGUGGAUUUCCUAUGGCUCUAUUAUCUUAACUGGUUGAGUGACAACGUAUACAUGUGUGCUGGUGAGUCCCCCUCCCCCAGGCUCCACCCUAUGCCGGAAGGAUGAAAGGGGCCUCACUUCUGGAAAGGGAGGUAGAAUCUAGAAUAGACAGAGGCACCAUCUGUCCCAUUUAGAACAUUUACCCAUGGAGAGGCGGUCAGUAAUGGACGUGGAAGUCUAGAAUCUACAAUUAGCAGGCUGUGCUGUUUUUCCCCCACAGAAUGAGAUAAGGACAGGUUGCAUAACUUGCUUAAGAUCACAUAGAAAACAAGAGA
Molecule: messenger RNA, 911 nt
Organism: Jaculus jaculus (lesser Egyptian jerboa)
Lineage: Eukaryota; Metazoa; Chordata; Mammalia; Rodentia; Dipodidae
Product: transmembrane protein 202-like
Exons: 4
Coding region: 1-702 (233 amino acids)
Source: RefSeq, a predicted model, not a curated record